AUGAUGAUGAGAUUCAAAUAUCUGCUCUUCUUUGCACAAGAACUCCUCUUUUCACAUUGGAUGGAAACGCUGACAAAACAUCUCUCUCUAUACACAAAAACAACAGAUUAUUUCAUCGCCUCGUUCGUGGUGUUAACUUUAUUCGGCGCGUACAGACACGCCAAUCCAAUCUACUUUGGCCGCUUGCGCUUGCGAAACCUGACGAGACCGCCGCCGCCGUACGAUAAAGCCGAGUUCGAUUGGCGCAAAGGCAUACCGGCGACGAGGAAGUUGUCGAAUUCGUACCUGUGGGUGAUCUGGUUUUUGAAACAGAGCAAAGCGUACGUGACGUAUUUGUACGGGUGGAUCGUGCACGUGUUGAGAGUGAGCGAUAAGGAGUUUAUACAAACCGCCGGGUUGGACGGGUUUGCGUUUUUGAGAGUCGCGCAGUUAGGGGUGCAGAUUUUCUUCCCGGUAGCGGUGGUCGUGUGCGCGAUUUUUAUUCCAGUGCACAUGGCGAUUUGUAGCGAACUUAACGCGCAGUACGAACAAGAUAUGUUGGAAGGUAAAGAUACGACGUUAUCGGGAGCGAUUCGAUCGAUAUUGAUGCAAACGACCGCGGCGAAUGUGCCGGACAACGCGAGCUUGUUGUGGUUGCACGUGUUUUUCUUUCAAUUGAUUACGUUGUACGUCGUGUGGUUGGUAGGUAAACACGUGAAAUCGUUUACGAUUUUACGACAGCUCUAUUUGACCACGAAAGGAGACACGAAUUUAUGGAGAGCGGUGCACCAACCGGAAUCGAUUUUAGUGCAAUUGGUGAAACAAGGCCAAAACGUAUCCGACGAGAUGGACGUGGCGCAGAUUGAAGAAAAUUUACAGGAGGUUGGCGUGAGGACGUUGGCAGUGCCGAGUUUACAACGAUCGAAAGAUUUGCGUUCGUUUGACUUGGAAAAUGCGCCGGCGAUUGUGAAAGAUGGCGGCCACACCGGGAGCGUGACUUUUUUCGAGAAGCAAGAGAGCGGAAGCGGCAUUCCAUCGCCGACGACGAGAAGGGGAAGCGAGGAAAUGCCUGAAUACGGAGGUGUUUCACCAAUCAGGAGCAAUAAUAACAACUACAACAACAAUAACAACGCGAGUUAUAAUAGCAGUAGUCAUAAUAGCAGCCAGAGUGGUGGGAAUAAUAAAAAUAGCAAUGAAGGAGGCGAUGGAGGUCGAGGGUCGGGGUCCUCGUUGAUGAAAUCGAUGUCUUUAAUGCGUUCGACGUCGCUCGGGUCAAAAGCUAUGACGGCAGCGUCGGCGAAAGCAAAGGCCAAUGCGAUGAUCAAAUCACAAGCUUUCAAGUCGAAAGGUGUCGCGUCGUUGAGCCGUCGCGAGCGUUUGGGGAGUCAGUCUUCGCCAGCGGGAGACGACGGAGACGACGGUAAUUUCGCUUUUGAUACUGACGAGGAUCCUUCCGCGCGCUCGGUCGUUUCCGUGAAAGCGCGACAAAGUAAGGCGAGUGGCGGUAAGGGAUUGUUUCGAUACGGCGGCGGUAGAGGCGGCGGCGGCAGCGCAGGACUAAACAGUACUAGCGAGGAAAAAAGGAUGCCAAGCAAGAACCAACCACCGCCGCGACACGUGGAGAAAGCCGGUGACGGCAAUGGUGGUCAACUACCAAGCUCGCCGACGUCUUCUGGUGGUGUUUCUAUUGCGGGUACGAUUACGAACACACCUCCGUCGACCACUUCGGCGGCAGCGUCGAAGAAACCGUCGUCUCCAUCAUCGGUAGGUAUUUCUUUGGAAUCCUACGCCGCGACGGCGUCUCCGAACUCGUCGGUGACGAAACGUAGCGGCGGAUUAUUCUCCCGGAAUUCGCCCAAAAAUUCAUCUCCGCAACAGCUUGAUUACGACGAAGCUGAGAAGAUGGUUUCAUCACCAACAAGCGGUACUUCUACUCCUACUUCUAACGACGAGGAUGAAGUGUUAGACUAUUCUCCGAGUCCUCUGAAAGGAAAUAGUAAAUCGCCGCCAGGCCCGAUUUCAGAGUCUGCGAAUAUUAGAGACGACGCCGAUUCCGACGACGACGAAGAGCGGGGGAUAAAUCCCAGACAACAACUCGACCGACACGCGGGUAGUUCGAGAUAUGCGCCGACGGAACGGCCGGCGAACACUCGAGGCGCCGGGAGAAGAAUCCUCGGCAUCUUUGGCGAUAUGGGUAAUUUAGGACGCUCAGUGGUUGGAUCUUCGAUGAUGCAAGCCAAUCGCGCCGCUCGGACUAUAUCAGGUCGAUCUCGUGAUAAUAAUCAUACUCGUAAUAAUAAUAGUAACGAUGAAGAAGACGGCGAGAACGCUUUGGACAUUACCGACGACGAUGUAAACAUGUUGACCUCGUCCAUAACGUAUAGCCGAGAAGCCGCGGCGGCGAGAAAUGCGAUAUUGAACAGGAACACUUCGAGCGGAAUGAGCACGAAUGAAGAAUCGAGCUCUCAAACCGAAUUAAAUCCGCCUCAAGCGCACCGUAGAAUGUCAAGUCGAGAAGAGAAUGAUAACAAGAGUGGUGGCGGCAUGUUCUCUCCGCAAAAACUCGCCCAAAAGCAGUUUCGUCAAAACACCGGCGGCGGUCAUCAUCGACGUACGGGUUCCGGAGGUUCCUUCGGAAACAUGAAUUAUAACUUAGAUUUGAGCGAAGCGCAAAAAGUCGUCGAAGGUCGAUCGUCUCUCGAAAACGCCAUUCGUCAAGCGCAAGAAGUGCAAGCGGCCAUCGCGAAAAACAACGACGGUCGCGACGUCGCCAUCGAUCACGAAUGGUGGACGGGUUUGGACGUCAGCGAAGAUCCAAACGUAGAAUACAGUUACAGCGAUAUGAUCGGUGCUUUACCGGAUGUGCAACAAUCGAGAUCGGUAAACACGUACGAUCCAGAAAGUCGCAAAUUAAUCUCCGUUUGGGCGGAAAACUACGUGAUUUUGUUGACCAACAUUCCAAAGUUCAAAUCAAGACGGCACAAGACGUUGAGGAAUAUACUCUCCGCCAAAUUUCUCACCAAAUUCGGAUCGAGCUCGAAAUCUGAGCCCGGAAGAUCGCAGCAGAUAGAAGAGGAGGAUACUGAAGCGAAAAGAGCGUACGCAGAUGAACAAUACGCGGCGAUGGAACGCAUGUUCAACGAAGUUUUCGGCAGCGAGUUUCGCGGGAUGAUUCCGGUGUACGAUCAUCGGCAAACCGAUCGUUUGUUAGACCAGAGAGACGAGAUCAACAACAAACUCGUACAAAUGCGUGGGAAAUGCGCCACAUUCGGUGAGGAUCCGCAGAAAAUGGCUGAUUUUGGACGGGAGAUGAGUUUUCUGAGACAACGAAGCGUUGAUGGCAGCGCGAGCGAAAAAGACCGCGCGAAAUUACAAGACAUCGAAUCGCAAUCGAAUCGAUCGUUAGGUAAAAGCCCGACGUUUUUCACCAUUCCAAAGGCCAGGAAAAAAGAAACGAGCUCGGAUCGAUCGUCAAAAUUGGCAGAUUUAGAGCACGAAUUGGAAGUUGUGGACUCGAUGAUUCUCGAGGAGAGAGAAAAAGCAUGGAACGGCGUCCCCGGACCAUCGGCGUUCGCGGUGUUUGAAACGCAAACGGCCGCAGCCAUGGCGGCGCAGUGUUUGUUACACCGUGGCGGAACGAACGAAUUCGUCGUCCAUCCCGCGCCUGGCCCAUCGGAUAUAAACUGGCAAACGUUGUUACAACCGAAACGGACCUCGGCGGUUCGUUUCAUGUUUGUCUACCCGGCGAUUGUCAUUUUGAUUCUCACUCCUUCGACUUUGGUCGCGACCAUGAUCACCUCCGCGUGCACGCUGCAAGCUCCAAGCGAUAGCAUCGAAACGUUCUUGGAGUGGUAUUGCGAUAACAAAGAAGUCGAAGGUUUACGUUUGCUCGUGUCUGGUAUCUUGCCGCCGAUUUUGCUCACGUUGUGGGAAGUCUUCGCCGUGUCCUUCUUCCUCUUGUAUUUAGUGCAGUCGCAAAACGUCCACGUGUCUCUCUCCGCCACCGAUCAAAGGUUCAUGAAAUUCUACUAUUUGUGGGGUUUACUGAACAUGUUAAUCGGCGGCAUCACCGGUGGGGCGAUUUCCGGGAUCAUGCAACAAGCUCUAGAAAACGGCACCACGGUGAGCAGUUUGCAGCAACAAUUCGGCACCGUCUUGCCGUUGUCCUCGAAUUUCUUCCUAUCCUUCGUUUUCUACCGAGCGGUGUUUAUUCCCACGUACAGGUUGAUAUUUCCACACCCUGGGGUGAUUUGUUACACCGUCAAUACCUAUUUACGGUGCUGCUUCGGGUGCACGCCAACGAAAAGAGAUAGAACGAUGAAAUAUUCGCCUCGACAAAUGAGAGCCGGACGAGAAGGCGGUUUGUUUUCGGUGAUUAUUUUACUCGGCUUGACGUUUGCCGUCAUCGCACCACUGAUUGCCGCGGUGUGUGCGUUCUUCUUCCUCACCAACUUCAUCAUUUGGAGGUAUCAUUUGUUGUACGUCUACGAACGCGGAUACGAAUCCAACGGCACGGUGUUUUACUCCUGCGCGGAGUUGAUCAUGUGGUCGUUGGUCAUCGCGCAGACGUUCGUCUCCUCCGUGUUGUUUUCAAAGAGCGCGUACGCGCCCGCGAUGUUCCUUUACCUCACGGUUCCGUACUACCUUUACACGUCGUGGCAAAAAACGGUCGCUAAAUUCGGUGACGCGCGUUCGUGGUCGGUCCCGCUCGGCGAAACCGUCAAAGCGCCGGCGACGGAUUUCGGCGGCGACAUCUACACCCACCCGGCUUUAAGAGUCGGCGCGAGAGGGUGGCACCCGGACGUCGGGAAAGUCUGGCGAGGGUACCCCGGGGUUGUGAGUAAGAGAACGUUUUAG
Molecule: messenger RNA, 4836 nt
Organism: Bathycoccus prasinos
Lineage: Eukaryota; Viridiplantae; Chlorophyta; Mamiellophyceae; Mamiellales; Bathycoccaceae
Exons: 1
Coding region: 1-4836 (1611 amino acids)
Cellular component (GO): plasma membrane
Molecular function (GO): calcium-activated cation channel activity
Source: RefSeq, a predicted model, not a curated record